Aspergillus tubingensis is the source of this 1755-nucleotide messenger RNA. Its product is annotated as GMC family oxidoreductase. Bases 1 to 1755 code for a protein of 584 amino acids. NCBI's taxonomy places the organism in Eukaryota, Fungi, Ascomycota, Eurotiomycetes, Eurotiales, Aspergillaceae. Gene Ontology annotation, molecular function: oxidoreductase activity, acting on CH-OH group of donors; flavin adenine dinucleotide binding. The transcript is spliced from 4 exons. The record is from RefSeq and is a predicted model, not a curated record.
AUGCUCGUCAUACCUUCCGUGCUUCUCCUUAUAGGAGGUGCCCUGGCCUCCGAACACGACUACAUUAUUGUCGGCGGGGGAACAAGUGGCCUAACCGUCGCGAAUCGCCUAUCUCAAGAUCCGGCGGUAUCUGUGCUUGUUGUUGAGGCUGGAUCGGCGGUGUUCGACAAUGAGAACGUUACGGAUAUCAGCAAUCUGCCAUAUACAUACGACAGCCCCAUCGACUGGGCUUACCAAACCACAAAGCAAAGCUUUGGAGACCGGCCCCAGGUUAUGCGAGCUGGCAAAGCUCUCGGAGGCACCAGUGUCAUGAAUGGGGCCGCGUACGCACGAGCAGAAAAGGUGCAAUUUGACGCCUUGCGAGAUAUCGGUAUUCAUGGAUGGGAGUGGAACAGACUUUUGCCCUACUACAUGAAGAGUGAGAACCUUACCGCUGCGAAUUUGACACAGGCGGCAGCGGGGGCCUCUACUCUGCCUAUGUACCAUGGUGUCGGUGGGCCCGUCAAUGUUGGCUUCAUGGAUAUGCGAAAAGGUGAGAACGACCUCACAGAAUCUAUGAAUCGAACUCUCGCAUCGAUGGGAAUUCCCUGGAAUCAGGACCUGAAUUCCGGGCACAUGAGAGGAUUCACCCUCCAUCCGUAUACCAUCGAUGCAACAAAUAUCCGCAGUGAUGCAGCCCGAGCGUACUAUUGGCCCUAUGCCAAGAGACCGAAUCUCCAAGUGAAAUUGAAUUCCUUUGUCACUCGGAUUUUAUGGAGUGACGAGGACAGCGAGGACGGAGUGGUUGCUAAGGGUGUGGAGACCCUCGAACAGGGUGGAGGCGACCGACAAAAGUUCAAUAUCAACGCUCGGAGGGAAGUUAUUUUAGCCGCAGGUGCGUUACGCACCCCUCUUAUCCUGGAGCUUUCCGGCGUCGGUAAUCCAAGAAUCUUGGAACAAUAUGGGAUUACGGUCAAGAUCGACCUCCCGAGCGUUGGGGAGAACCUGCAGGACCAGCUUAAUACCUCACUUGUUGUGUCUACAGAUACUCCCGUCUCAGGUACAAGAACGGUUGCAUUUGCCACUGUCGCUGACAUAUUCGGGCCAACAAGCGAGUCAAUUGCCGCGCGGGUCAAAGCACAGUUACCGCAGUAUGCUGAGGCUACAGCAAACGGAACUAACGGAGGUAUGGAGAAGGACGUGCUGGAGAAAUUAUACAACCUUCAGUAUGACUUGAUGUUCAAGAAACGAGUGCCAGUCGCCGAAUUUGUCUUUAUCCUGGAGAGCCCCCAUCAGAUCCACACUGGUUAUUGGGGUCUUCUUCCCUUCGCGCGAGGAAGUGUCCAUAUUAACUCUUCCAACCCAAUGGCCCCACCGAAGGUUAACCCGAACUACGGUAUGCUUUAUUGGGAUAUCGAAGUCCAGAUCGCGAUGUCAAAAUUCCUUCGACGGAUGUAUCAGACCGGAGACCUCAAGAAUCUCGGUAUUAAUGAGACUCUGCCUGGGUUUGUGACUGUUCAAGAAGAUGCGUCGGACGAGACCUGGAAGAGUUGGAUCGAGGGACAAUACACGCCAAACUACCAUGCCAUUGGAACGACCUCGAUGUUGCCUCACGAUAUGGGUGGUGUUGUAAAUGAUCGAUUGAAGGUCUAUGGAACCAAGAAUGUCCGAGUUGUUGAUGCCUCUAUUCAACCGUUGCAGUUAUGUGGCCAUCCCACAGCUAAUAUCUACGCCAUUGCGGAGUACGUCUCAGACGUGAUCAAGCAGGAUUCCUAG